UUCUUUCUUUCUCUUCUACCUCUGUCGCUCGUUACCAUAUAUAAAUCACUGUCGAUCCGUCGCUUCGUCCGACUGACCGGCAGGCAAUUACCAUGCCUCAUUCGACUACCUCCGGCUCCUAUUCCCGAGAGUCUUCCGUCCCACGAUCGAAUCCUAAGAGCCUGUCAGCGUUGGGAGAUGUAGAUGACGAUACGGACUCGGGCCUCGAGAAAUUCCCUGAUCACAUCGAUGCCCCUUCUAUGCGCAAUUAUGCCUCGCGGUCGUACAGCCCCGGCGGACUCAAUGGCUAUGGCAUAGGUCUGAAUGGUAGCGCCCGCCUCAACGGAGACCGUUGGAUGCCCUCGCCAGCCAGAGGUGUAAGAUGGGGUCCAUUGGGCGCUUCGUCGCCUUUACCCUCUCGAGGAGGACAUGGUCGACAGAAAAGUAUUAGCGAGGCCUUUCGGACUAUCAGGAAUCGAAAUGGAAGCGUCAGCCAAAAUGCCCACGAGAUAGCUGAUGCCCUGAAAGCGCCUGUCUCUGCUAAGCUUAUUGCCCUAUGUAUCAUGUGGUACAUGUCUUCUGCCCUGACCAACACUUCUUCCAAGUCCAUCCUAAAUGCCUUCAAUAAACCUGCCACACUCACGAUGAUACAAUUCUUCCUAGUAGCAUUCUACUGCAUAACGUCCUCAUGGCUGGCAAGCGUGUUUCCAAAGUUGCGUACGUCGAUACCUGCCCUAAAAAAUCCCAUACGGGCUCCAUCUCGGGAUGUCAUAAACUCUACCUUGCCUCUGGCUGUGUUUCAAGUCGGUGGUCAUCUUUUCAGCUCUACGGCGACGAGUAAGAUCCCCGUAUCCAUGGUCCAUACCGUUAAGGGCCUGUCGCCACUCUUUACCGUGUUCGCCUACCGCUACUUUUUCGACAUUCGAUACCCGAGAGCAACAUAUUACUCACUCAUACCCCUCACACUUGGUGUAACAUUGGCCUGCUCAUCAAAUCACACUUUCAAGGGGGAGAUAGUUGGCAUCCUCCAUGCUUUGGCCGCUACUAUCAUAUUUGUCACUCAAAACAUAUACUCCAAGAGAUUGUUUAACGAAGCCGCCAGGGCAGAGGCGCAACGCGAAGAGGCUAAAUCCCGCAAAUUGGACAAGUUGAACUUGCUAUGUUACUCAUCUGGACUUGCAUUCUUGCUUACCUCUCCCAUCUGGUUUUGGAGUGAAGGCGUGGGCUUGAUUCGUGAUUUUGUCCAGGAUGGAUCACUAGAUCUGUCGGCCAAGCCCAACGCCUUCGACCACGGCCGCUUGGCCCUCGAAUUCCUCUUCAAUGGAACAUUCCAUUUUGGACAGAAUAUUCUUGCCUUUGUCCUACUAUCGCUCGUGUCUCCAGUCACUUACUCGGUUGCGUCUUUAAUCAAACGGGUGUGGGUCAUCGUAGUGGCAAUUUUAUGGUUUGGAAACUCAACAACCCCAAUCCAGGCGGUGGGGAUUGCACUUACAUUUCUUGGGCUAUAUCUGUACGAUCGGACAAGCGAUAGCAACAAGGCAGAUCGUCGAGCGCAACUUCUCAGCCAGACGUCGGCUGGGAACGCCCCGCUGCUGCCACUGAACACAGUAUCUGGAACAUCAGUGCCAGGCGAACGAGGGCCCAUCUACGACAGUCCUAUGUCUAUGUCCGGUGGGAAGUUGCCGCAUCCCUUUGCCAAUGGACAUGCUUCCGCCUCCGGUACAGUCGAAGAUCUUAAGAAGAGCGACGAAAAUGGUAGAACCCGACAGCGAGGAAGCAGUAAUGCUGCUUGGCUGGCACCUGGCACCAAACAAGAAGAAACCUGGAUCACUGGAGACGGUAUCAAGGCGGCCUCGUGAUAUUGCAUCGUAUCGAAAUAAAGCCAGAGCGACGGCAGGAGUGUGAGGGAGGCUGGCCAGCCAGCUGUUAUGUAUUAUGCAUGGACGAUUUAAAUCAUAGAAUGUCAUGAUGAGUGGGAGUUAGACAAUGCAGGGCAACUGGUUCUUAUCACACAGUCCACUACUGGUACUUGAAG
Xylaria bambusicola is the source of this 2014-nucleotide messenger RNA. RefSeq names its product triose-phosphate transporter. The coding region runs from base 93 to 1838 and encodes 581 amino acids. The transcript is spliced from 2 exons. Gene Ontology annotation, cellular component: Golgi apparatus; endoplasmic reticulum. The record is from RefSeq and is a predicted model, not a curated record. NCBI's taxonomy places the organism in Eukaryota, Fungi, Ascomycota, Sordariomycetes, Xylariales, Xylariaceae. Gene Ontology annotation, molecular function: phosphoenolpyruvate transmembrane transporter activity; antiporter activity. Gene Ontology annotation, biological process: phosphoenolpyruvate transmembrane import into Golgi lumen.